CUGAGGGCUACUACGGAAUGAAUCGAGUGUCAGCUGAUGGAGGUUAGGUUGACGCUCGUCCAUUGAGAAAAGAAAACGACCGUUUUAGAUUAGUCUAUCGAAAUUAUAUAUUUUGGUAGAAAAUAUCAACUAGAAGAAUGCCAUCUCUUUUAUUCUGCGGUCCGAAAAUGGCCGCCUGUGGAAUAGUGAUCAGCAUAUGGGGAGUCAUCAUGUUGGUGAUGUUGGGGAUCUUCUUCAGUGCAAAGUCUGCUGUGCUGAUUGAGGAUGUGCCCUUCACUGAGGAGGACAUCCGCAAUGAUAAGAACCCACCGGGAACCAUCUAUGGACUCUAUAACCAGGUGGGCAUCAACUGCUUCAUUGCAGCAGCCAUCUAUGUUGCAGUGGGGGCGGUGUCACUCUGCCAGGUCAGACUCAACAAGAGGCAGGAGUACAUGGUGACAUAAAUUCCCCUGAAGCAUCAGAAGAUUAUAAACACACUAAUUUAAGUUCUCAAGGGAAGCAACCUUAUAAAAAGCUAUGUGUAUAGUAAAACAUUGAACAUAAGUCCUUUCUGUUAUGCUAUUGAUUGAAAUGUUAUCAUUCUUUGUAUUUGCAUACAACUAUUUAUUGAAUUGACCUAAACUGUAACCCAUCAAUGCUAACUGACAAUAUUGAUAAUGAUCAAUAAAAAUUGAAGUCUUGUUCCCCUCAUAGACCAAACAUUACAUUUAUGCUAGAUAACUCACCACAAAUUCCUAGAUGCAACUCAACAGAUCACUACAGUUACAGAAAUAUUUAAUUAUCAGCCUGAAUUGACAGCAAAUUGAUAGAUGGUCAAUGUCUGUCAGGCAAAUCAAGAGAUAUGUCAAAAAUGGCUAAAUACAUUUUGUGUUUUAUUUAUUUGCUGUUGUGAAUUGUAUGCUGUAAAAAUAUAGGGUCUGGGAUCAGUCCAUAUCGCGGAAGAUUAAUGUUAAAAUGUAAAGGCAAUUUCCGAUUGAGCCGACAUGCAGCGUUUUGAGGAGAUGGGAAACUCCAUUUGAAUCGUAUUAACGGCCAUUGUAUACAUUGCCCAUGCGUCGUCAAUGGGCUGUGCAGUGCAUUCUAUGCAAUUUUGGCACAAUAGGCCCUAUUCUCUAAGAUGUGAAUGGGAGUCAAUUGGGUGCUAGCUCAUCCCAAAAUUUGCAUAAAUGUUGUGAACAAGAAGUACAACAUUAAACAUCUUUCAGAGAUGUGAGAUAAUUAACUUGUUCUAGGCUCCCGUGGCGUAGCGGUCUAAGGCACUGUAUCUCAGUGCAAGAGGCGUCACUACAGUCCCUGUAGUGAAAAAAUAAGCUCCAACAGUGAAAAAUGCUUUUGAUUGGUCAUCCAACUGGAAUUCCAAGUCGGAAACACGGGCAUCUUUCUUGAACGCUGAAUUUCCGACCUGAAAAUCACUGAUGUCUUGAUUUGUCCCAGUUGUCUUGAAAGCACCUACAUACCCUGACUUUGAGAAGGGAUUGCGUGAUGAUUAGUUUAGCAACCGCUGGGUGCAUCGUUUCUCAAUUCAUUGCCCAAUGGGAUUCCUAUCUCCUCCUUUCUCUAAUAUCUCAGGCAGCUGUGAAUAGUCUCCGCGAACAGUCCUUGCUUGCUGGGAUCCUUGGGACGUCACCCCAUUGAAGUUUACAUUUUAAAUGGUCAGGGUUUAAGGUAAGGACUUCCCAAACAUUUCAAUCGAGCUAUAACGUGGAACUGCCGCAAUACGGAUCGAUUCCAGCCCUAACUGUAAUAGUUAUUUGUAUUAGUUAAAUCUGCUAUAGUAAUUCCUCAGAAAAGGAUGGUGUAUAAAAUGUGUAGGAUGGUGUAUAAAAAUAUGCAUUUAUUUAAUGUGUUUAUUGUAUUUUCCCCGGCCUCGCUAUUCUCUGGAGUGUAAUGAUGUGAAAGGAUCUAUAAAUGGUACUUUAUGUGAAGGA
Oncorhynchus keta (chum salmon) is the source of this 1928-nucleotide messenger RNA. It is a transcript of the gene rnasekb, whose product is annotated as ribonuclease, RNase K b. NCBI's taxonomy places the organism in Eukaryota, Metazoa, Chordata, Actinopteri, Salmoniformes, Salmonidae. The coding region runs from base 138 to 443 and encodes 101 amino acids. Gene Ontology annotation, molecular function: RNA endonuclease activity. The record is from RefSeq and is a predicted model, not a curated record. The transcript is spliced from 3 exons.